Coccomyxa subellipsoidea C-169 is the source of this 1211-nucleotide messenger RNA. RefSeq lists its product as hypothetical. Lineage: Eukaryota; Viridiplantae; Chlorophyta; Trebouxiophyceae; Coccomyxaceae. Gene Ontology annotation, molecular function: protein binding. The transcript has 5 exons. The coding region runs from base 117 to 1211 and encodes 364 amino acids. The record is from RefSeq and is a predicted model, not a curated record.
GGGCAACCGGUGCUAAGUUUUCACGUUAUCAAUGCUUAUAUAUGCACGAAAGUGACGGACCGUCGUUUAGUCCUCGCUUAGAAGAGCAGAGACCAACCUAGUACUUGAAGGCUGCAAUGGAGUUCAGUUCAGGGAAGUACCAAGAUGGCUGUGACGUUGCAAAGCUAUCUAUAUCUCAACCCGACUGGGAUUGUCUGCCGGCGGAUGCACUGGCAUGCGUGGGAGCUCGCUUGAAGCCUCCCGCUCUUGCCUCAGCACGGCUGGUAUCAAAGUCUUGGAGGUUAGGAAUCUCCUUGGGAGUCACAAAACUGCAGCCCAAGCUGCAGAGCAUAGUGGGGGGCCGUGGUUCCUUGUAUCUCUCAAGGAUGCGCUGGGAUGAAAUGAAGCACCUGCUGACUGUGUUCAGCGGCUGCCAGGAGCUGAAUCUUGUGGCCGAGAAAGUGACAGCCAACUGCGCGCUCCACUUUGAGGCAGCACACCGACUGGCGCGCAUCAAGAUCAGGAGCGAUUGCUUCGAGCCUGCUAGCUGCCGCUCAGGCUUCCAAGAAAUGCAGAUCUUCUUGGAGAUCCUGCAGGCACGGGCACCAAAGAUCACUGUUGACCUGGACGUUCACAUUGACGGCGACGAAUUCAAAUCUUCCUAUGACAGCUCGCUGCAGCCCCUUGUGAAGCUUCCUCCCAACGUCAAGGUCACUGCUCUGGAGCUGAUCUACAUAACCCAGGCCACGCGCAAGAUACUGGAUGUGGCGACCUUCAAGCAUCUCACAGCGCUGGACAUCAGGCUGAGCGGGGACGGCUUCAUAGAUGACAGCACUUUUGCGCUCGUGGGACAGCUGACACUGCUGGAGGAGCUGUCCCUGCACUGGCUGUCUCGUGUCUCUGAGGAGGGCCUGAAUGAGGGACUCAGCAGCCUUGCCAGACUCACCUCUCUGAAACUCAUCGAUGUCACAAAGGUGACAGACAGAGUAGUACAGAGCUUGCAGAAGGCCUGGCUGAAUCUGGGGAGCCUGAGCCUUUCAAAUUGCUAUUUGCUGACAGAUACAUCCCUGGGUGUCUUUGAGUCUCUGCCCAGCAUAUACAACCUCUUUCUCAGCGGCAAUGGGCAGUUCUCAUCAAAAGCCAUGACGAAAGUAAAGAGGAAUGUCAAGCUGACCAUUUUCAGGCAGUGCGGCAUUAAUUGGGCUUCAUCGAUUCAGCUGCCGGCAGCUUGA